AUGAGGGGGUGCGGGACCUCGACGAGUAGGGCGAUCGGGGAUCUGGGCAGCUCCUGCACGCCUUCUCCACCCUCCACUCCUGGGAGCCUGGUCCUCGUGUUGGUCUACGCGGAGAAGAGCGGCCCCGCGGGGGGCGCGGCGUUGGCAGCCCCGGCCCCUGGGCCGGGCGGUGGUGGCCCAGGGCCCCGCGUCUACUUUCAGAGCCCCCCUGGGGCUGCAGGCGAGGGCCCAGGCGGCGCGGACGACGAGGGCCCAGUGAGGCGCCAAGGGAAGGUCACGGUCAAGUACGACCGCAAGGAGCUACGGAAACGCCUCAACCUGGAGGAGUGGAUCUUGGAGCAGCUUACUCGCCUCUAUGACUGCCAGGAAGAGGAAAUACCAGAGUUGGAGAUUGAUGUGGAUGAACUCCUGGACAUGGAAAGUGAUGAUACCCGGGCUGCCAGGGUCAAGGAGCUCCUGGUUGACUGUUACAAACCCACCGAGGCCUUCAUCUCUGGCCUGCUGGACAAGAUCCGGGGCAUGCAGAAGCUGAGCACACCCCAGAAGAAGUAAGGGUCCUCGACCCCCAUGAACGGUGGCUCCCACAAGACAAUCGCUGCCCCCCUGACCUCGUAGCAACAGCAAUACCGGGGGGCCCUGUGGCCAGGCCUGGUGCCGUGAGCAGGGCUCCCCGUGCCCCUGGCCCAGGGGCCUCUUCCCUGCCCCCUCAGUUUUCCAUUUUGGGGUUUUUUAUUGUUAUUAAACUGAUGGGACUUUUUGUGUUUUUAUAUUGAUUCUGCGGCGCGGCCCUUUAAUAAAGCUAGGACAUGCCUUUGGUGCAGCUAA
Molecule: messenger RNA, 825 nt
Organism: Suricata suricatta (meerkat)
Lineage: Eukaryota; Metazoa; Chordata; Mammalia; Carnivora; Herpestidae
Gene: PPP1R14B
Product: protein phosphatase 1 regulatory inhibitor subunit 14B
Exons: 5
Coding region: 1-552 (183 amino acids)
Biological process (GO): innate immune response; regulation of phosphorylation
Cellular component (GO): cytoplasm
Molecular function (GO): protein serine/threonine phosphatase inhibitor activity
Source: RefSeq, a predicted model, not a curated record